UAGCUGACCGGCUCUCAACCCUCCAAUCACCUGAGUUUCCAAGCCUCCACCCCCAGCCCUAAAGGUUCCCACACCAUCUGCAGCUAGCUUUUUAAGCAAGUCUUUUAAUAAAAUCACUUUAACUGAUUACUCAUCCAUUUAUGACAGCAGGAGUUUGGGACUAAGAGGAGCAGAAAUUUGCCCAGCAGAAGUUUCUCUGAAUCAGAGCUCUACAUCCACCAUGUUGCCCUGUGGACCAGCUCUGUCCUUUAUUCGGUGUCUGGUGAGGAAGAAGAACAUCGGUGGUGAAAGUCUUGAGGACACCAAGUUGUGCCGAUGCCUAUCGACAGUGGACCUUAUAGCCCUGGGAGUGGGAAGUACCCUUGGUGCUGGUGUUUAUGUCCUUGCUGGAGAAGUAGCCAAGUCCGAUUCUGGACCCAGCAUUGUUGUUUCUUUCCUCAUUGCUGCCCUUGCAUCUGUGAUGGCAGGUCUCUGCUACGCCGAGUUUGGUGCUCGUGUUCCCAAGACUGGUUCUGCAUAUUUGUACACUUACGUUACAGUAGGUGAACUGUGGGCUUUUAUCACUGGCUGGAAUCUUAUUUUAUCCUAUAUUAUAGGUACAUCAAGUGUAGCAAGAGCCUGGAGUGGCACCUUUGAUGAACUUCUUGGAAAACGGAUUGGUCAUUUUUUCAGUGCCUACUUCAGUAUGAAUUUCUCUGGGCUAGCAGAGUAUCCCGACUUCUUUGCUGUAUUCCUUAUAUUACUUUUAUCGGGUCUUUUAUCUUUUGGAGUAAAAGAGUCUGCAUGGGUGAAUAAAAUUUUCACUGCUAUUAACAUCUUGGUCCUAUUCUUCGUUAUGAUUUCUGGUUUUGUGAAAGGUGAAGUUGACAACUGGAAGAUAAGUGAAGAAUAUCUCAGAAACUUUACUGCAGUAACAGAGAACCGCUCAUCCUAUGAAAAUGUGACAAGUAUGUAUGGCAGCGGUGGCUUUAUGCCAUAUGGUUUCACAGGAACCUUGGCUGGUGCUGCAACCUGUUUUUAUGCUUUUGUUGGAUUUGACUGCAUUGCAACAACUGGAGAAGAGGUCAAGAAUCCUCAGAAAGCCAUACCCAUAGGAAUUGUGAUGUCACUACUUGUCUGCUUCAUGGCCUAUUGUGGGGUUUCAGCUGCACUGACACUUAUGAUGCCAUACUAUCUGCUAGAUGAGAAAAGUCCUCUGCCAGUAGCAUUUCAAUAUGUUGGAUGGGGUCCUGCUAAAUACCUUGUAGCAGUGGGGUCCCUCUGUGCUUUGUCUACAAGUCUUCUCGGCUCUAUGUUCCCUUUGCCCCGAAUUCUGUUUGCCAUGGCACGUGAUGGUUUACUCUUUAGUUUUCUUGCCAAAGUGAAUAAGAGGCAGGCACCAGUUUCUGCCACCUUGACAGCAGGGGUCAUCUCUGCUGUAAUGGCAUUUCUGUUUGACCUAAAGGCUUUAGUGGACAUGAUGUCUAUUGGCACACUUCUUGCUUAUUCACUUGUGGCAACCUGUGUCCUCAUCCUCAGGUACCAACCCACCUAUGAGGAACCAAAAUACUCUCCAGAAAAAGCAUGUUUGGCUGCAGCUGAAAGGGAAUGUGCAGUAAGUGAGUCCCAGAUAAACAUGAUAGAAGAGAAUCGCUUCCGUCUUCAGGCCUUGAUUAGUCCAUCCAGUUUACCAACUGAGCAGACUGCAAAUAUAGUUAACUUUUUAGUGGGUCUCUUAGCUUGCUUGAUUUGUGGCUUGAGUGUCCUCAUUACAUAUGGAAUUCAUUUCAUUGCUAACUUGGAACCCUGGAGUAUUGGCCUUCUUGCUUUGCUGGUGAUAUCCUUCAUAGUUACCAUUCUCCUCAUCCAAAGGCAGCCUCAGAACCAGCAGAAAGUAGCCUUUAUGGUUCCACUGUUGCCAUUUUUGCCAUCAUUCAGUAUACUGGUAAAUAUUUACUUGAUGGUACAAUUAAGCGGAGAGACUUGGAUGAGAUUUAGCUUCUGGAUGUUACUUGGCUUCCUCAUUUACUUUGCUUACGGCAUGAGACACAGUGUUGAAGGCCAUCGUGGCAAAGGAGAUGAUGAUUCUUGUUCAGAAAAUAGUGGGAUGCAAGAAAAGAAUCCAGUGGAUGACCCUGAAAAUGCAAAUGAAAGGGAUCAAUUUCUUCCACAUGAAAGGACAAGUGAAUGUUAAAUUCUGCAAACAGACAAAUCUUUUAAAACUUCAAUUGGCAUUUUACUUGCAGACUGAAAUUUCAGCAGCUUUCUGCCUAUAUGUGCCUCUUGAAAGUUUACUUCAAGGACUACAAGGACUAACUGACAUUUUGGACAAGCUGCUAAUCCAUCUUCACCAUUUCAGGACUGACAGCAGGGAGAUUAAUAUAUUUUUUUUUUAAAAAAAGUACCCUUUGGCAAGCAAAAAUUUGGAGACAUUGAAGUGUUGUCCAAAAUCACUGGCAAUCAUCAGAUAUGAAGAAUUUUAAAACUGUCUGCAAGAAGUUCUGAGUAUUUGACAAUGCACUGUGAACAUAAGUGUCUUUCAUACCUUCUCCUUAUCUUUGUUAUGUGUUUUGGUAACAAUCUAAAUUCUCUUCUUUCUGUUGAAGUAACUCAUGGAAGACAAAGUUCAUUCAUAUAGCCCUGUGUGAAUGAAAAUGUAUUUGCAAAAUGAAUGGUAAUUGUAUGGAUACUUUAUAAAAAUUAGAGAAGCAUUUAUUUAUGUAAAAAGUAGUAAUUGCUUAUCUUUACUAAUCAUGACUAUUAAUCUGCAGUCAUGGAGAACUCAAGCAGUGAAGACACUUCAAAGGUUUUUAAUACCUCCAAACAGCAUUCAAGACUUCUACUUAAGUGCAUGCCUUUUCUUUGAAGGAUGCUGUGCGUAUAGAAUAAUAUUCACAAGAGAAGCUCUUUUGUUUUCUGCAAAAUCAUCUGGGAAAUAAUCUGUUGGUUACAGUAUUGACAGUGGCAAUCAGAUGUGAUUUAGCAAAUUUUGUGCUUUUUGACCUCGGAAGGGCCAGAAUUUCAUAUGACUAAGUAAUUUGGUACUUACCUAGGGCAGUCAUCUGAUUUUCCUUCUUACUACUCAUUUUUCCCCCUAUAUUUUCUCCUUUAUGUUCCAGAACUGAUAUUGCUGAGAUUAGCGUUACACAUUUCUUCUCCUAAGAAAAAUUAAUGCACAAAAUCCCAGCUUUCUUUUCAGAUGGUGGGGAGGUUAAAAAAAACAGAGGUCUGGGCUUUGGAAAAAAGUCUUGUCAAAAGAAUGUUUCAGUGCUUCAUUAAGUCUUAAAUGUAUGUUAGUGUAGCACUUUUUUGUCAGCCAAGCCUACAUCCACAAAUCCAUUCAUAUGGGUAAGAUGUCUAAAUGCUAAUUUAUGUAAAGAACCAAACUGGUGUGGUGGUGCCGGGUAAACAAUUGUUAAUACUGGUAAAAACAGAAAAUGUUCUUCUUUCAACAUAAAUCAUUAUUAUCUGUCAAAGGCACAGAGAUACUUUCACACUUUUUCUUAGCAAGGAGUAGGUUCAAGUCCCACAAUAUGAAAUCAUUUUGCAAGAAUAUAUUUACAAAAAAUCCUUCCCUAGAGUAAGAACUGUCUUUGACUUUGUCAUGGAGAGUUGCAAUCUGAGGCUGGUACAAACCAUUGGUAUUAAUCUCUAUUGUUAGGCAUAAGAACUUUAGGUGCCACAAGAGCUAUGUUGGUUAGCACCUUACUUAUAAUAAUUGCUGGACUUUUAUGGGGGGGAAAAAAAAAAAAACACCAAAAAACAAACAAACAACCAGAAACUAGUUUGGCUGCUUCUGUCUCCCUCCUUUUUCAAAGCAGUAAGUCACUCUUUUUAAUCUUAAAAUGGCUUCUUUCUCAGUAGUUUGAAAUCCUCAGCUUCAAAAACACCAUUGCUGUGGGAGCAAGUCAGCUGUGACUAUGUGAAACUUCUGCAUGAUGUCUUUAUAGAGAAACACAACUCUUAAAAUUCCUUCCACAUCUCAGCAUAUGGGAAGUGCAGACUUACUUUUUGCUACAGUUGUUGAUGCCACAGAGCAGGCCAGCCAGGCUCCCAAGACACAAACUCCUGUCAUGUGCAAGGAAGACUCCAUUCCCUCCCAAGGCCAUCACAGAGAAUGUAUGUGUGCACACCUAUCUAUGCAUUUGCACCUGUAGGAAAUUAGCCCACAGUGAAUUUGAUGUACUGGUUAAAAUUCUAUAUUGCACUGGACAUUUCCUUUGAAGUGAUACUGCCAAUAUAAUUAGCUUCUGACUAAAGCAAGUGCUCUAGCUAAGGCCUCUGAUGAGAACUAAAGGAAGUAGAUAUUUUAGCUUAUUUACCUGAUGGAUGUGUCAGCACUUUGUGUAUUGACAGAUUCCCCUUUCAUAUGUAUAUUUCUCCGCCCUUGUUAGCAAAAUUAAUUAUUUUAAAAAAAUAGGAUGUGCCUGUACAAGUGUUGCUAAGACAGAUGGGAGAAGCUGCAGCACCAGAACUAUCCACUAAGAAGAUGUAAAAUGAAAUUAAAAGAAAGUAAUUGGGUAGUCUUAGUUGCUUCAACUGCACAAAGCUUAUUUAUAUGUGUGCACAAUCUUUAUUAGUCAGUGUCUUGAGUAAAAACAGACAAGCCAGCAGUAAGAUAUUUAUGGUAAAUUUGAUGUACAUUUCUAUAUGCAGUCUUAAAAUUCCAGAUGCUUCAGCAGGAGUCUGCAGAAGCAAGGACAUGUCAUGCUCGUCCUUACACAGGAGUGAUAGAUGAAAGAAAUCCUGAUUUUGUUCUCACAUUUGCUCUAUCUCUGUACUUGCUGGAAGAUCAGCUGAAAGCACAAGUCCAUUGGAAUUAAACCAUUGUUAUUUUUUAACACAGUUCUUGAUACUGUACAUUGUUCUGUGCAAAUAAUAAUGGUAUUCAUUAAUACAAAAUAUCUACUUUUGAAGGUAGCUUAUUGGGUUUUUAUUUCCUUUGUAGAAAAAAAAUCUCAUAAACUUAAUUUAUGUUUCUGAAUAAUUAAUGUUAACUGAUAUGAUAUUCCUGUGGUAUUCUACUCCGAAUUCUGCAGCAGGAAGUUUUGUGAGGUAACUUAGAUUUCAUUGUCUGUUAUCAUGGAUAAAACUGUUCUGUUAGUAGCAGUAUGCUUUUUCCUGCACAACAAAUGCUGGUCAGAUUCCUGAAAUCUGUCAUAUUGUGCUUAUGUUGCCAAGUGUUAAAGCCAUUUAUAUGACUUACUGUUAGAGAACUAGCAGCAAUGAAUGUCAAUAGUAGUGAUACAGUGUUACUCAUGUACUUAAGUAGGUCUUGACCUGUGUCAUCCAGAAACUUCAAAUGAUAAAAUGAAUUUAGAGGCAAAACUUAGUAAAGCUUAAAUAUAUAUUCUGUAUUUUAUUACAUGGUACAUGUACAAGUCUAUUCACUUUUCUCCUAAAAUUUAUGCAAAAUACCCCCAAAUUCUAUAUUUAAGAAGUAUAAGGUAUAGUGUUUUCAUAGAACUUUUAAAAAGUGGCAAUAUCAAUGUGCCCUAAGCAUCCAGAGGCGGUAACAGUGCAGGAAACCUGUGUGAGACGGUGCAAUUGGGUAUGAGGCCUUUGACACUGAGGCACAUUCUUUUACAGUAGAAAUUUAAUUCACAAGAAGGCUGGCAAGCCUUACUUGAGUGCAUAAAAAGGAAAAUGAAAGCACCUUUCUAAUGCUGUUGGGUGCUAAUUCUUCCUGGACUUGCUGGGAAGUCUGUAUGAAUUGCAGUAUGUUCACUGAAGGCACUGAGGUUACUCAGUGUUAAGUAAAUAUAAAUUUUACAGAAAGAGGGGGUGGUAUUUCAUAUAGUACAGGAUCUUUGUGUUUGUUUUUAAUUUCCUGUACCUUUAGUAUUUCUUUCUGGCAUACAUUUUGAGGACCUCUGCACUUUUAAUACUUGGACCUUUUCAAAGCUAAAUAUAAUGCCUUUACCAGGUGCUGAUCUAUUUUCCAUUUGAUCUUAGAAAACAUACUCCUUAACAUGAGCUGAGGUGAAUGAUUUCUGUUCAUAGACAUGCAGACAUGCAUUAUAAAGAACUGUAUGUGUGUAUAUACAUUUUUUUUUUAUUGUCACUUAGACAAAUUCUGUUGUUUUUGUACAAUUUCAUGAGCCUUGUGCGAGGUCAACUCCAGCUUCACUAAGUUUAGUCGGAGUCAUAAUAUGAGGAUUUGAAUAUUUAGGAGAGCUUUUUUCUUUUGUGGUACCAGAAAGUAAAGCAUGAAAUAUGUGUUCCAUAUCUUUAAAAACAAUAAUGUGUGCAUCAUUUUAGAAAACAUUAACACGCAUAUCCAUCUUUUCUUUUUGUCUGUAUGUACAUUUUAGUGAUUAUUUGUGUAUUGUAUGCUGCUGAGCAUUCAAAGUGUAGACAGGAUGAUUGUGAUGCAAUUUAAACUACAAAUUUGUAUUUCUUUGAAGUGCUCUACCAAAAUGAAAAGUCUUGAAUUUUAUGAAUGUAAAAAUGCUUGUAUUUAGGAAUAUGGUGCUUUUUCCCCCACUUUACAACAGAAUUGUUAUCAGUGACAUUUUUAGUUACCUUAGUUCCAAAUUUUAAUGGAAAUUACAUUGUUCCUCAUUUACUGUAAAAUGUGCUUUGUGGGUUAACAAUAGUGCAUUUGUUCCGUAUUUUUUAAAUAAAGUUGAAUAUCACUUGUA
Messenger RNA from Hirundo rustica (Barn swallow), 6623 nucleotides. It is a transcript of the gene SLC7A2, whose product is annotated as solute carrier family 7 member 2. The record is from RefSeq and is a predicted model, not a curated record. Bases 221 to 2173 code for a protein of 650 amino acids. Gene Ontology annotation, molecular function: amino acid transmembrane transporter activity. Gene Ontology annotation, biological process: transmembrane transport; amino acid transport. Gene Ontology annotation, cellular component: plasma membrane. The transcript has 12 exons. NCBI's taxonomy places the organism in Eukaryota, Metazoa, Chordata, Aves, Passeriformes, Hirundinidae.